GUUCUGAUUCGUAUUUAAUGUAAGAAUUUGUGUCCAUGCUGUUCAAAUCCUCUUUACUAUUUGUAACGGAAACAGUGAAGAGUAUCUUCACUUCAAACAAUGUAAUGACAACUCAAUAUGCUGCAGUUUAUUUAUGUAUGUAUUUUAUGCAUAUGAGCUUGUCAUUGCGAACAUCCUCUCCCAAGAAUUCCAAGAAUGCUGUACAAAUCCUCUUCACUAUUUGUCAUGUAAAAUAGGAUCUCCCAUUGUUGAACGAUAUAUAUUUUAAUGUCAACUGCAGCUUCAUUCGUCAGUCAUUGGCAAUCUGUCUGAAUGGCCUCUCACUAGGUUUCUCCCAUUUUUCCUAUAUGUUAAAGUUUUGUUGUUUUUUUUGUUUGUUUUUUUGCAAUAUCAUGUUAGAAAGGCUGUGCUAGAUUUGAGACAGUUGUCAAUGAGGGCAUUUAAACCCAUUGAUACCAUUUAUGUAAUACUGGGCUAGACAAUUGUGAUACGGAGCUUUAAUGUCCACUAGGGGUGUAACCUUACCUGUAUUCAUCUCAAAUCGUUAGUACAGGAUGUUCAGUUUUUGUAUGCAACUUUCUCAGUAUGGUAUGCCAUGUGACUUAAACAGUUGCUGUCAGAAUAGCCUAUUAAUGGAUACUACUCGCCUGCAGAAAACAAACAUUUUAGAGUUUUACCUGGAAAGUUUUGGCAGUGCACCAGUUAUUGUCUAUCAGCUGUAGUGUGCUUGUCGGAUUUGCCUGGUUAGACUCAAGCUAAUGUAGUGUUGCUGCUAUCCGAAUGGCAAACACAAAUGAAAGACUGGAUCUGGAAGAUCCUCACUAGCCAUUUUGCUCCACUAUAUGGGAGCAUAAGCUAGUGAAAAUGGACAAAGAUUGGUGUCAAACUGUAGUUGAACAUUGUUCAAAUGAAGUCGAGCAUGUCUGUGGAAACACUUAAAACAUGUUAAGUUAUUUACGACAGCAUCACUUGAAUAUGUCGAUUGGUUGAAUGAGACAAAUAACAGACUGGAAGGCAGGGCCUUCUCCCCAGUGUUCAGGCAGCCUCUCGCUGAAGAUUAGGACUGUGCCAAAGCAAUAACUAACGCUAUUAAAAUAUUGAUCACUACAGAUAUAUGACCAUAAUAAGUUGCAGAGUAUACAGGCUUUAAGUAUACAGUCAAAGUGCUUGAGCUUUGCUUCAGUGUACCUUCCAUGUGCAUGUUAAUCAGUGAAUUGUGGCCACCAUGUAUAGAUGAGCACAAGCUGCAGUUCAACACCUUCACAGUCUGCAUGACUGUGUGAGGGUGUUAAAGAGCAGGCCCAUGCUGUCAUGACCAACUUGCCAAUGAUCAACAGAAAGCCAGUUGUGAUAAAAUCAGUGACCGCAGACAGGUAUGUGUCCAUUUGUAAACCUCUUUAAUAUUGAACUAACAUGGGAAAAACCACAGUAUUUUCCUGGUUUUACCUUGGCUUGUGCCUGCUUGUCAAACUGCAUUGCCAUCAACAUUGAGUUCUGAUAUCAAAAUCCGUAAUUUCACUUUAAAAGGAUUUUUUUGUAACAUUUAAAUUUACAGUCUAAACUGUGUGACUUCAAAAGCAAUAUCUAUAUUUGGUGUUUUUGCUCUACUAAAAAUUGAGUUCUGUUGACAUGGAACAAAUAUUUUGGGGAUCUGAAUCAAACCAUCGACAUUGCGAUUAAAUGGGAACAAACAUGAUUAUUGCCACAAACUUACAGCCCACUGACAUGAAAUUGUACUGGUCUAAUUAAAAACUAUGGUGGGUCCUUGCUCCAAUUCCCAAAAAAGCAGGGCAGGGCAAUUAUUUUUCCAUUUUCUGCAGAGGAAACAGCUCUCUGCCUGACUAUGUGAAGGUGUUGAUGAGCAGGCCCAUGCCAUCAUAACCAUCUUGCCAGUGAGCAACAGAAAGCCUCUUGAGAUAAAAACAGUGACUGCAGAGGACCCGCCAUCACCCUGCUAAACCGGAAAGUCCAAUUGGUUCAAUUCUCAAAUUUCGACUUCCAUCAGACACCAAAGUUGGAAAGAUGGCCUAUUGGGGCACAGUGCUCAAGUAAAACACUUCGAACAACUCUGUGACUUCAGGCCUCCAGAGUUUCUUUAUGUACUAGUUUAAUGAGAUCCUUGGAGGGUGAAGCAAUGUAAUAAAACAGAUUAAAACAGUUAAUUUUGCUGACUUUUUAGAGAUGACCACAUUAAGUCUAUUUGAAGGUUGUGUAGCUUUUGAAUGAGUAAGAUGCUCUAGUAUAGCUUAGAUAUUGGUGUAACUAUUAUACUGAGACUUCAUAUUUGAAUUAUUGUUCAUGUACUCAUGUGGUUAUAUAAUCUGUCUUAUUAUUGAACAUUUAGUUUUAGAUAACAUAAAUGGAUGAUAAGUUAAAUGUAACAUAUAUAACUCUGAGUGGGCAUGUGGAAAUGCACAAAUACAGAUAUCUUUAUUUUUUGAUUAUGUUCACAGUAUACAUUCUAAUAAUCUGCAGUAAUUCUACAGUUGUGUAUCUUAUCUGUAUCCACAAAAACCUUCAUGAGCCUAUGUACAUUUUCAUUGCAGCUUUGCUACUUAACUCUGCUGUUCUCAGCACUGCUAUGUACCCAAAGUUGUUAAUUGACUUUUUAUCUGAAAAACAGAUCAUAUCAUAUCCAGUCUGUCUCUUUCAAUUUUUCAUGUUUUACUCCAUUGGUAGUUCAGAGUUCUUACUGUUGGCAGCCAUGUCCUAUGACAGGUAUGUGUCUAUAUGUAAACCUCUGCAAUAUCCAACUAUCAUGACAAAAACCACAGUGAGUAUUUUCCUGGUUUUAGCUUGGCUUGUACCUGCUUGUCAUAUUGCAAUCCCAGCAAUACUGAGUGCUGAAACUAAACUGUGUAACUUUACUUUAAAAGCAAUAUUUUGUAACAAUGCAAUUUACAGACUCCAGUGUGUACAAUCAAGAGUAAUUACUAUACAGGGUGUGGUUGCUUUAUUAGAUCUUGCAAUUCUCCCCAUGCUCUUCAUCAUUUUUACAUACACAAGGAUACUUAUGAUAUCCUAUCGAAGUUGUAGAGAAGUCAGGAAAAAAGCAGCAGAGACCUGUUUACCCCAUUUGUUAGUUUUAAUCAGUUUCUCCUGUUUGAGUGCAUAUGAUAUCGCUAUAGCUCGGGUGGAAUCAAAUCUUCCAAAAACGACACGAUUAAUAAUGAUGUUACAAAUAGUUUUGUAUCAUCCUUUGUUUAACCCACUUAUAUAUGGCCUCAAAAUGAAAGAAAUUUCUAAACACCUCAAAAGGUUGUUCCGUCCAGCCAAAAUCAUUUGAUGUAAAAACAGUGAUUUAUAAGGUACAGUCAUUUCUUCUGAAAUAAUCAUGCAGACAGGUGAAUUCUUGGAGUAUUUAAUGCACGCACUUUUUUCCAUUACAGACUCUCCACAGGUCCAGUGUAUAACAUUUAGGAGGAACUAUUGUCAGAAAUAGAAUAUAAUAUGAAUAUAUAAUAUUUAUAGGUAUGUUUUCAUUAGUGUAUAAUUAACUGAAAAUACAAAUUUUCCUUGCCUUAGACAGAGCUGUUUUUAUCUACACAGGGAAGGCCAUGUUGAACCGCAAUGUGACUACAGUAGCUCGUAAAGGAUAAACCAAACACUGGCUCUGGACAGGGCCUUUCACCUUUUUUGCGAGCCACUGUAGUUUCUCCGACAGAAGUGGUACUGAGUUAGUUGUAAUCUGUUGUAACUUCAUUGCUAGAUAACCCUACAUCCUACACACUGGUCCCUCAACAGUAAAGAGACUCUUGUUGCUCUGUUUGUAAUGGAAACAGCAAAAAGUGUGCUGAGCUUGAACAAUAUAAAGGCUAAUUAAUUUGGUGUAAUUAUUCAUAAUUUUAUUUGCUGCCAUGAAUUUAGUUAUCAAAAUUAGACACUGGUUACAAGUAUUGACAUUGAUCAUUGGCUCUGAAUGUCUUGCUAAAAUUAAAUGUUGGAUUUCAGCUAUAUAAACUAUUAAAGCCCAUGCCUAACGUGUAAAGACAACACUGACAGUGUGUACAGUACAGUACUGUAUUCUAAUAAUGCUUAUUAUUCAUUUAAUUUUUUUUAACAAUGAUAUUUGCUGCUCUCUGUUUUUGGUCUUCCACGGCUGCACAAGCUGACUCAGGAGAAAAUCAUUAUUUGUCACGUCAAGCUGUGACUUUAGAUUUGGUGUGCUGGAACAAACAGGGAAAGCAAGUGUGUGUGUGUGCGUGUGUGUGCGUGUGUGUGUGUGUGUGUGUGUGUGUGUGUGUGUGCGCGGUGGUUGGUGCGCUGGCAUCUGCCUUGAUUUUCAAGUUAGAAGUGGCCUUUUGAUAAAGCUGAAAUGGCAUGUAUGUUUGCAACAAAACAUUCUUUACAUUUAUGAGAAAAAUAAAAUCUAAAUAAACCUUAAA
Molecule: messenger RNA, 4385 nt
Organism: Dicentrarchus labrax (European seabass)
Lineage: Eukaryota; Metazoa; Chordata; Actinopteri; Moronidae
Product: olfactory receptor 13C2-like
Exons: 2
Coding region: 2360-3286 (308 amino acids)
Biological process (GO): G protein-coupled receptor signaling pathway
Cellular component (GO): membrane
Molecular function (GO): olfactory receptor activity; G protein-coupled receptor activity
Source: RefSeq, a predicted model, not a curated record